Molecule: messenger RNA, 246 nt
Organism: Ostertagia ostertagi
Lineage: Eukaryota; Metazoa; Nematoda; Chromadorea; Rhabditida; Trichostrongylidae
Source: the annotation of a GenBank genome assembly
AUGCUAUUCAUCUUCAGACUAACGCUGUUUUUAGUCAUUGGCUAUUUGCCAAACCGGUUCUACACAUGCACUGCCGAAAACACAGAACUCAAGGAUUACAAAUUUGGUAGUCAGUUCAGCCUCGAGAUCACGACAAAUCGUCGGAGAAGCUUGGGAAAUGUGCCACCAAGUGAACAAUACGUCAAUCAGAGUUCGCCGAUUGCUCUACAGGGUCAGCAACACAAAUUGCACUGUUUCUUCUCAGGA